CGUUUUCCUUGUUCAGAAAUAUUUAUUUUUGCUUUAUCUUCUGUUAUGGUAUUUUCUCUCUGUGGAAAACACAAGACAUGGUGUGUUAAGUUUUAUCUUCAGAAGGCCAGGUUGUUGUUAGUCUUUUGGAAAACUGGACCUUAUCUGCUAGAGAAGAUUAGAUUCGGCAGUAAAUUCAGAUAACUGGAAGUACGAAUCACCUUCUUUCUCUCCCAAGAAAAACUUCACAUUUUACUAGCAAUUUGUUUAUAACUUUAGCUACCAUCUUUGGGGAGACAGGUAGAAAGAAUUUAGAGUAAUUAUCCAGACAAACAUGUUGUGGACAUUUGGGGUAAAAAUGUAUCUUUUCUUAAAUAACUGAAGCAUCAGGUGAGUGCUCUUGGAAGUUAUUUUCAUAGCAUGUAGCACAGUGGUUGCACAGACACAGCUGUCACAGGGCAGUUACAAAGCCUGCAAUAAAUGCAGCAUCAUUGACUAGAAAUUCUUUUGCCCUUUGUAAACCAGGAUAUAGACUACUUUUUGUUUGUCUUGGAAUGAAUGUGAGCAACAGCUUGGAGACCAGUCUAAAUUCACACCUUAGUUUAAUCUGCAAUAAUAAAUAUAUUGCAGUGUCCGUAUCUCCGUUUCGUCAGCCCCAAAGUGGGAGCGAUGUUUAAACUUUGAAACCUCACCGAGAUAACGUACAGACAGAUUUGAUACUUGUGACCAAAUUGGGUCACAAAUGUCGUGACUUCCGGAUUUUAUGAGGGCUGAGUAUGUAUUUUGUGUGAGUCAAUACAGGGUUCAAACAAUGCACAGGCAUUGUACAUUGACAGUCCGCUCUUGGAUUUAUUUAAUUCAGUGCCAGAUUCUUCAGUUUUAUUUUACGUCUUGUUUCUAAGUUGUGCUUUGUGACAUGUUUUAUUUUCAUAAUAUCAUUCUUUGCUGUCACUGGAUGUUCAUAGUUCAAGAUAAUUCUCUGAUGGUUAAAAUAAGGGACAAUUUGAAUAUAAUUAUGAUGCUGUUUCAGAGUUGCUAUAUGGAUAACUUAAUACCUUUAAGUUUUUUUCGUAUUUCUUAAAAUUUCAUACAGUUUCAUCAUCUGUUAGUCUGGGAGCUCCUGUGUAGACUUAUAAUUCACAGAGCUAGAAGAAGACUUCUCCCUUAUCGUAGAUAACUUAGCAUUAUCCUCUUGACUGCCUGGAGUUAACCACAAAGGAAGGAAUGGCAGGGCUGGGUAGGGAUUGCAAGGAAACGAUGUGUGAGGAAUAGGUGGAAAUUGGCAAUUCACUUGAUUUUUCUCUUUUGUUUUGUUUCUGGAAGAAUAGGAUUCUUGUCAAUUUGCAGUCAGGUUGUACUGAUAACUUAAAGCUGGUUGGCACAGGUGAGAAUGAAGCCCUGAAAAAUGUUACUGGGAAGAUGGCAGCGGUGUGUAAACCCAAGCAGGGAGAGUAUCUCACCGGGAAAGUAAGAGGAUGAGUAAAUCCAGAGUGUGCUCAGGAGCUUGGCUCUCCUCAGAACCAGCAGUCAGGACAUGUGACAAAUCAGGGUCUCCUUUGGUUACACACCAAAAUAUGUCCCAUCGGUGAGCUCUGAAACAGGCCAUGCAGAAAGACUCUGGAAUUUCCAUGCUGGCAGACUCUCAAACUUUGACUGCAAAAGGCUCUGAGGAGCUGGCCCUUACUGUGCAUGAAGCCCAGCUUCACCAGGAGAUUGGAUUCCACACCUCCAGCAACCCCUUCCAAGCUAAACCAUUCUCUCACUCAGAUGGAAAAUACACCCAGUGUGUAGGGGUUUUUGCUUCUCUACUCAUACUGAGAGAUUUGAAGCAUUGCUUAGAGGACAGCCUCUCUCCUGGGGCCAUUGCAACCCUAAAAUCCAUUUUUUACUCUGUUCCCACCAAAGCAGAGCUUUCUGCCACUCCAAACUGGUGACCUUUAUUUCCCAAAGUUAGGCAGCACGGUUGUCCUUGGGGCUGCUUUGCGCCGCUGACAGACAGACUUAGCCUCUUGCUGGAAAGGUUGCCAAUUCCCUGAUGAUGAGGCAAUCUCAGGCAGCUAGGAAAGGUUGGGUUUCAAAACUCAGAUUCCCAUGAACUUGCAAAAACAAGCCAUUUCCCUGGUGGCCUUUCCCUGUGGUGUUGCUGCUGCACAUUCUGGAUCCUGUCCAGGGUAGUCUCUUCAAGCUGAGAGCAGACUGGAUGUUUGCUUGGAGCCAGUGCUACAGCACUGCAGCAUUCCUCUCUGGUUUAAUGAGAAAAGAGUCCCUGGCUUGGGGAAAAACUCCUGCAUCUGAAAUAGCACUGAUGGGACCAUAAGCAUUUCAUGUGGUCUCUGUUAUUUGGUGCUUUCCCCGUUUCAUAGUAACAGCUGCUUUGCACAAACUGUAUUUGCAGCUGAUUGUGCAAUGCAAAGGUGCUGAUUUCUGUACAAUUUAUAUACUGUUAUUUGUUAUUACAUAUGAAUUUAUGUAGUGGUAUUAGGGUAGUAAUUUUUAUAGCAUUUGAUCUGUCUUAAGUGGACAGGGUUGAGUCAGUCUUCCCAGCAAACACAGAAACAAAUGGGUGGGUUAUGGAUUUCCAAAUUUAAUUCCUCCUUGGAUUCCAAGUCCCUUUUUCAAGUGGUGGGGAGGGGUUAAAAGUCAGAUUAGGUCAGGACAGUGAGGUGCAAUCCUGCUCUCCUGUGACUCUCACUGACUUGGUCAGAGUUAGAAUAUGGGAUGUUUUUAAUUGGGAAUUGUGUCACCUUGCUGGUUUUGUGUAGAACAGAUUUUUUGUCUUGCACUACGUGUUAAAUAAUAUAAAAGGAUCUUAAUUUUGAGCUUUCAAAUUAAUGUAAUUUUAUGACAUUUGCACUGAAUCAUGGAAUGAAUUUUGUUUAAAGUACCUCUCACUAAUCCUUUCUGCUACAAAUCACAAAAUAACCAGCAGUUGUGUCAUUGCUGAGGUUGUUGGUCACAGGUUUUAACAGUGCAUGACCCCACUGGCAUCCUUGGGCUGCAGUUCACAUUGAAUACAGCUGGGAAAAAAAAGACUGAUUCCAUGCUUUUAAGGUCUGGUUUUAUGUCAACAAUGAGAUAAUUAGCUGCUGAGAACUUAACUUUUUGUCACUGCAUUUGAUGUAGAUCUUGAAACGUUGCUUAUAAAUAAAAGGAAAAAAAACCGGGAAGAGUGAGAGCGGUUUGAAUCCUCUUCUUUUGUGGCAUCCUGACAAAAAAAAUACUAUAGCACAUACUUGAAAUACAUGUUGGAGGCUGCAAAAUGCUUCAUUAUUGCUCCUUGAUGGUGACCAUUAGGAAUAAUGUGUAAUUAAUAUACAAGUGCUUUCAUAUUAGAACAGGAUGUGAAAAUACAUUCAUCUGCAUCCAAUGUGGCAUUUCUGGUGGCUGGAGAUCACAGAGAGAAAGGAAGAAGCUGCUUUUUUGGGGUCAGCACUUACUAUAGGUUCCCACAUCACACUGGUGCUGCUGGGCCUUUUGGAAUGUGAGGAUACAGUUCGGUAUUUAAAAUAUUCCUACACUGAGGCUCCCAGUAAGUGUUUCCUUUUCAGUCACAGGCCAAUUUCUGUAAAAAGUCCUUUGUAAAUUAAAUAAGUUUAUCAAUUACGUGGACUUGUAAUAAUUGAGAUUUUUCAUCAGUCCUCACCUCGCCCAGAAGCUGAGCUGAGUUUGUCUGUUCUACCUCAGGGUUUGCUAGGGAAACCAUAGGGAUGGAAUUCUCUGCUUGCUCCUCGUUGCUGCUAAAAAUAUGUGCAGUUUGGGAAAAUAUGCCUAGAUCUGACUUUUCCUGACCUUCUGCAUAUUCUAAUAAACUGUUCAGAGAACUUGAGCAGCUGCACUGAGGAAACGUCAAAAAUAUCUCUUGGCACACUCUGACUCCAUGCACGGAUCGGUCUCCCCUUUGUGAAAACAAAGACCUUUCUGUGAGUCAUUUAUAUUCUUUGUGGUUUUUUCAAGUAAUGCUUCUCUGAGGCAUUUCUACUUUAUAUUCUUGUUAGCAGAAUCAAGGGCAUCCAAGUACAGAUUCAGCCUGAGACCUCUGGGCUGCAGGGAAAGAACCUCCCGUUGGUACAGGUGACGGGAGAGCAGGGAGGGAUGAGUUGGGUUUGUAAGGCAAGAAGCUGAGCCCCUGUUAUGAAAACCAGGUCACUUCAAUAGAAGUUUGUAAUUUCCAGCGAUAGGGGUUUAAGUUGAUGGUGUUGAAUGCUGUGGCAUCACAGAUAAAAUGGUUUUGAUAGCAAGGCAGAGAGGAGUACUGGGGUUUUACUCCAUUCUACAGAAGAACAGGACUGUGCUGUGACAAAUUCCACCCAUGGCCCCAAAUUGUCAAUAAGCCUAAAUCUAGUCAGCCAACUCUGGUCUGUUCUUCUGCUCAGGUUAGAGCAACUGCUGUAUCAACAGCUUGGUUAAAAAUCUGUAGUUUAUUCGUGCUUUAUUCAUUAAUCUGGGCAGAUUUUUUGGUGUUGUUUUGUUUUGGGACUUUUUAAUUUGGAUGUAUUCCUUGAAAGAUGGUAAUCGUGGUUCAUGGUUGUGGAUGUGUGUUGGCUGGUUUCUUAUAUAAAAACUUAUGCUGGAUAUCUGAAGUGUGACUUGGCUUUAAAGCAGUGGGGGUUUUGCUAGUUCUUCAUGGGUUCAAGUAUGAAAUCAUGCAUUUUCCUUAUUCUGAAGCAAAAGAGAGGUAAAAUAGAAAGAUUCUCUCUUUAUUCCCUCUCUUGGGCUGUAGUUGUGUUUCUGUGGUAUUUCCAGUAGGAUGACUUUUGCAAAUAACUUGUCUGAUUUUGUUUUUGUUCCACAUUCUUGUGUUGCUUCAGCAAUGAUGGAUUGAAAUUGCAGCAAUACUUAUAAACUUGAUUUAGCUGCAGUGAGACAAGAUGACUUCUCUGCUUUUUAGAAGUGGCAUCGCUUGGCUGGUUUUUUUUUUUUUUGGCUGAGUAAGGAAAAGCAAAGUUCUCGUCUCCAGCAGGAAUUUAUUCUUGAAAUAAGCACUGAAAGUUCCACGAUGAGAAUAGAUUGCUGGAGUUGAUCUCAUCCCCUGCAUGAGUAAUUCUGGGUGGUUGUUAGCAGACUGAACAGGAGAUUAUAAACUCAGAACCCUAGCUUUGUUUCUGGAAACUCCUGAGUGAUAAAGGAGCUGGGAAUAGCUCCUUCACAGGAUUAUCUUUACACUGGGGAUGGCGAUAUGGAAAUAAUCUGCCCCGCUCACAUCUCCAGACUGUCCCCGUAGCGCGCAGCUCCAAGGAAUUGGCAGCUCCCUCUUUCAAAGCUUCAUUCUGAGUAUUUUUCAAAUGGCAAAUAUCCAACAUUAAUAAGCCACAUAGCAGAGCUGGGAGGAGGCUGGAUGUGGGGGCAGCAGGAGCACGUUCAGCUUCAAACAGGCUUUGUAAUAGUCAGAACAGUGUACAAUACUGGAGGAAGAGAAGCUGCAGCAAGAAGAACGAAUGAGAAUGGAAUCCAGGCGACAAGUCACAGUAUCCUGGGACUCAGGAGGAUCAGAUGAAGCUCCUCCCAAGCCCAGUAGACCUGGUUACCCCAGUCCCAGAUCCAGUGAAGGUUUUUAUCCAAGUCCACAGCAUAUGGUACAGCCAAAUCAUUACCAGGUGUCUGGCUACCCUGGUUCUCAUGGGAUACCAGCCAUGGCAGGCAGCAUUUAUCCUGGGCAAGCUUCUCUCUUGGAUCAAGCAGAUUCCUGGAACCAUCGGCCUCAGGAAAUAUCAGUGUGGCAACCAAACAUGGAGGAUUCGGGCACUAUGGACAUACGAGGGAUGAGCCAAGUUCUGCCCACACACCUCAUGGAGGAGAGGUUGAUACGACAGCAACAAGAGAUGGAGGAAGAUCAGCGCUGGCUGGAGAAAGAGGAACGAUUCCUGAAACCCGACGUGCGGCUCUCCAGGGGCAGCAUCGACCGGGAGGAUGGAGGUCUCCAGGGCCCAGCUGGUAACCAGCACAUAUAUCAGCCUGUGGGUAAACCAGCAGAUCAUGCAGCUCCGCCAAAGAAGCCCCCGCGCCCCGGAGCCCCCGGACAUCUGGGCAGCCUGGCCAGCCUGAACAGCCCUGUGGACAGCUACAACGAGGGCGUGAAGAUUCAGCCGCAGGAGAUCAGUCCUCCUCCCACGGCCAACCUGGACCGCUCCAAUGACAAAGUCUAUGAAAAUGUAACCGGGCUGGUGAAGGCAGUGAUAGAGAUGUCCAGUAAAAUCCAGCCAGCUCCGCCCGAGGAGUACGUGCCCAUGGUGAAGGAGGUUGGUUUGGCACUAAGAACCUUACUGGCAACUGUAGACGAGACCCUCCCAGUGCUUCCUCCGAGCACCCACAGAGAGAUUGAGAUGGCACAGAAGCUGCUGAACUCGGACCUGGCCGAGCUCAUCAACAAGAUGAAACUGGCCCAGCAGUACGUGAUGACCAGCCUGCAGCAGGAGUACAAGAAGCAAAUGCUGACGGCUGCUCACGCUCUGGCUGUGGAUGCCAAAAACCUGCUGGAUGUUAUUGACCAAGCCAGACUGAAAAUCAGCCAGUCCAGGCCACACUAAGCACUGAGGGAAGAGUGUCAUCAGUCUCGGAAUUCUGCUUGCGACAGGAUGUUCUUCACCUUCCACCAGCAGUGAGGAUUAACCCAGUGCAGUCCUGGCUUUCCAGCGCCUCUCGCUUCAGCAGACCUGACCGACCGCCGCUGGUUCUCCCAUCGCAGCAGUUUAACCCAGUCUUUAUCAUAAAGCCAAGCUGGUCUGGGAUUCAGAAGUGGCAUCACCACAGAUGAGGUUUGUACAGGAGCCCUCGGGAACUCACGGCCCCAGAGUGCAGGGCCCUUUGCACCAUCGCAUGGAGCUGCCACAGGGUCACGAUCUCGGAGCCAAAACUGUUGGAGCAGCAGAUCAGAGAAAGAUAUUGUGAAGUGAAGAAUUCGGGGAAACCUCAGGGCUGAGAAUUCUUGCCCACAGUAUAUGAACUAUCCAGACUGGAAUUUUUUUUUAUUAGAACACUUAUGUCGCAAUAUGCUAAUCACGAUUUACAGAGAAAGAAUAAAAAGCUAUAUUUUCAAGACUUCGGUCAUUUCAAGACAAACUAAAGCCCUCUUCAUCUUCUGCCUUUUUCUUUUAUGUGACUGUGUGAAGCAUUUGUUUGGAACUAGCUGUAGGACACAACUGAACACUCGUCUUUUUCACCAGGAUAACGUGCCAGUUCUUUUGUAGCAAUGUUGUUUUCCUUGGAAGUGAAAAUGCUGCUUUGUACCAGAGCAAUUCAGAGCUGCAUUUAGAGGAGUUCUGUAACCAUCCAUGUCCCCCAUUUUUAUAUAAUUUAUAAAGACAGAUUAAAGCCAUGAUGACUAUUUUAAAUCCACUGUAGUUAACUAACCCAUCCUUUUGUCUAUCUUGCCUGGGAGGAGUUACAGUAGAGCAGUGUAAUUAGAUUUUCCUUGGUUUUCCAGUUAUGCCAUCUGUUCUGUUGAAAUAAAAACCACACUCCCUUUUUGCUGUUGAGGGAUAUAAAUUAUUCUCAGGAAGAAUAUAAUAAACUGUACAGUUACUUUGACCUAUUAAAAAGGUGUUACCAGUGAAA
This is a messenger RNA of Pseudopipra pipra, 7530 nucleotides long. RefSeq names its product protein tyrosine kinase 2 (gene PTK2). NCBI's taxonomy places the organism in Eukaryota, Metazoa, Chordata, Aves, Passeriformes, Pipridae. Bases 5415 to 6503 code for a protein of 362 amino acids. The transcript has 11 exons. Gene Ontology annotation, molecular function: protein tyrosine kinase activity; ATP binding. Gene Ontology annotation, cellular component: focal adhesion; cytoskeleton. Gene Ontology annotation, biological process: protein phosphorylation; signal complex assembly. The record is from RefSeq and is a predicted model, not a curated record.